Molecule: messenger RNA, 1128 nt
Organism: Purpureocillium takamizusanense
Lineage: Eukaryota; Fungi; Ascomycota; Sordariomycetes; Hypocreales; Ophiocordycipitaceae
Exons: 2
Coding region: 1-1128 (375 amino acids)
Source: RefSeq, a predicted model, not a curated record
AUGAGGUUGGGUCCAAUUAGGGGCGAGCAAGUUGCCGUCUUCCGUGACGACGCAACAGGUGACAACACUAGGGAAAGCCGUCCGCCAUCGUUCAUCCGGAAUGCUACAGUUUUCCCCGUAUCCGAUGGAGAUUUCUCCAGUGAUUGGAACUGCAGCGGCAGGAAUCAAGAUAACAGCGAUGAAAGGGCGAUCCAAACUUCGACCACGACGAGAAACCGGGAUGCAAGCCCCGACUCCGAAGGGUUCCUCAAAGCCAUGGACGAGGGCCUGCAGCUCGGACCUCCACACAUAUCGACUUCGUCGUCGGGGCACAAGCAGCCAACACAUGCUCGUAGCACCUCGUCUGAGUAUCCCUCACCUGGACAUACGUCUCCUCGCGUACAGUCACCCGCAUCCACCGUUUGCAUCCAUAGGCUCAGCUUCUCAGACCUCGCUCGCUUUGGUCGCACAAAUGACCGCCUGUCCUAUCUUCGGUCCAGUACACCUACCUCUUCCACCCAAGAUGCCAACGCAGAGGUCAGCCGCCACGAUGUCCUCGACGAGGCAUCCGCCGCCAUCUCUGAAUGGCGCGGGGAGCCAUGGUCAAACAAGGAGGCUCCGUACAAUCACUAUGAGCUCGCAGAGAGUUCUGAGGUGCUCCCGGGCGAUUCCUUAUCACAGCGAGCCAGCCCUAACCGCUCCGAGUCAGAGAAUGCUUCGCCCAGUGUCAAAUACCAGGAUGCCCUCCGAGAUGUUUGCCAAGCACCCAAAGGAUCUGAGCGAGGACAAGACCGUCAGACAAAGCGGAAAGCAUCCCAAUUCUCCCUUCGCAGCCUUAGCAGGUCGUUCACAAAGCGGCCACGACUGACCGGUCUGCGAAGGUUCGCCAACACGGUCUACCGUGGAGGGUCCCGGCGCCUCAGUCGCGCAUAUCACAAAUGGAAGCAACAGAACAAGCUGGAGCGGGAGCAGUUCGAGGCGUGGCGAGCAAAACGCCGCCGAGAGCAUCCCGCCGAUCCGCUCAAGGGCAAGGGCGAGAAAGGUUUUGGGGUAUUUUCAUUUGAGAAGAGCCGUUAUGGAGACGAGGAAUGGUGGAAAGAGGGCGUGGCCAAGCACCAGGCGCCGCCCUGGAUGCUGUUUCAAAAGUAA